CUCUCUUCUAUUUUAUUCUCAUUCAUCACCCUUUUCUUUGUCUUCUUCAACUUCUCUCAAGCCAGCUAGUUUUAUUGUUUUUCCUCAUAUAAAAAAAAUUCCUAGAGAGCUAGCUAGGUUCGAAGAGGGACUAUAGAAGCAAAAAUGUUGAGUGAUUUUCUUCCAUUUUUGUUCAUGGUUUUGGUUCAAUUCGGGUUUGCGGGCAUGAUCAUUACCUCAAAAUUGGCCUUGGACGCCGGCAUGAAGCCUCUUGUUCUUGUCACUUACAGGCAAAUUUUUGCUACCUUCGUUAUGCUCCCCGUUGCCUAUUUCUUGGAGUGGAAAACUAGGCCAAAGAUCACCAAGUUCAUUAUUUUCCAGAUUCUCUUAUGCUCUCUUACUGGCGCCACCGAGCACCAGGUGCUUUACUUCGUCGGACUAGCCUACUCCACCCCGACAAUCAGCUGUGCAUUGGCAAAUAUCCUACCAGCAGUCACCUUCGUCCUCGCCGUCGUUUUCAGGCAAGAAUUUGUUGGCAUCAAGACGAGAGCUGGGCAAGCAAAGGUCUUAGGAACAGCGCUGUGCGUCGGUGGAGCCAUGUUACUGUCAUUCUACAAUGGGGAAAUGAUUCCUAUUCCUAAUUCAGGCAUUCACUGGGGCUACGCUAAUCGGAUGAGCAAGCAAAACGCCAGCACCAAUUCAAACUUGAUUCUGGGUUCGAUUUUGCUGAUGGCCAGUACUGUUUCUUGGGCUGCAUGGAUCGUGAUUCAAACGCAGAUGAGCAGGAAGUUUCCGGCUCCGUACAUCAGCACAACGUUGAUGUGUUUCCUGGGCAGCAUCGAGUGCGGGUUGAUUGGCCUAAUCUCUGAACACAAGCUUUCUGCAUGGUCUUUGAGCUCUCCCAUCAGGCUUAUAUCAGCUAUCUAA
Messenger RNA from Mangifera indica (mango), 906 nucleotides. Its product is annotated as WAT1-related protein At1g09380-like. Gene Ontology annotation, molecular function: transmembrane transporter activity. Lineage: Eukaryota; Viridiplantae; Streptophyta; Magnoliopsida; Sapindales; Anacardiaceae. Gene Ontology annotation, cellular component: plasma membrane. The record is from RefSeq and is a predicted model, not a curated record. The coding region runs from base 145 to 906 and encodes 253 amino acids. The transcript is spliced from 5 exons.